Cryptosporidium ubiquitum is the source of this 1074-nucleotide messenger RNA. RefSeq lists its product as uncharacterized. The transcript has 2 exons. Lineage: Eukaryota; Apicomplexa; Conoidasida; Eucoccidiorida; Cryptosporidiidae. The record is from RefSeq and is a predicted model, not a curated record. The coding region runs from base 1 to 1074 and encodes 357 amino acids.
AUGAUAACUUCAAGAAGCAUUCUCAAUGUUUUUUUGUUCUCUGUUAUUGCCCUACCAUCUGCCAAAGACUUCUUUCAUUAUAGAUGCCAGAAUUUCUUCGUCAGGUCCCAAGAGUUGAAAAAUAAUAGAUAUGAUGGUAUUUCGUUUGGAAUAGAUUUGGAGGCUGAUAACCAAAUGAUGGAAAAUAUAUUAUCAAACAUUGAACAGGAUAAAAGUUUAAACGAUGAUUUGGAAAGUCCAAAUAGAGAAGGCUUGGUUUCUGGCUUCUCACGAAUUGAAGAUUACCAUCCAAAUGAAAAAAUACAAUAUGAAGCAGAUGAAGACUCAUUUGUUAAGUUUGAUACCAGGAUGAUGAGGCAUUUUAGUAUUGAAGAUAUUACUUUCAACAAUACAAUCCGAAAUUAUGAUAAUGAAAAGUCCAAAUAUCAUCGUGUUAUUAAAAGUGGAAUCAAAUUUGCUGAAUACUCUCUUGAACUUUCUAGAAGACAAAGAAAGAGAACAUUCAUCUCAACAGGAGCUAGAAAGCAUAAGAUAUUGCAUCUUAAUCAAGAAAGAAGCAUUGCUUCUGCUAGCAUCAUUGCUAGUGUAACUAUUCUUAAGUCAUUGUUAUACAGGGAACUCCCAACAAACACAAGAUGGGUAUAUUAUUCAUUUUAUCCACUCAUUUUAUCGUCAUAUCUGCAGGCUUAUAAAGACUUUAAGACAGAAAGCAAACCAAAAGGAUUCUUUUCAAAGUCAAUGCAUAAAAAGAAAAACCUGGCACUUUUCAGACUUAAUAAAAGCUUAAUAAGGAUAUCUCGUCAUAUAAAUAGUUUGGAAAGUGACGGUAGUUAUAAUUAUUCUGUAAAACCCAGACAUUUUUGGAGACUAGUAGAGCCCACCAUAGUUUCUCCAGCACAUGGACUAAUUACUACUGAUCUGAUCAAAAAACCAAAAAGUCUAAGUGGUGAGUAUCUUAAAGAAGUUAUGAGCAUUCUUAAAUCUAACAAGUACAAAUUGGCAAUCGCACAAAACAAGGCCAGAGAAGAUUUUUAUUACUAUAUCAACCACGACUUGGAAAUGGUCAAAGAUUAA